AUGUCGACCAACUCCAAUCGCAUGUCUCGGCCAGGCCGCAACAGCCUCAACAACUCGCGGAUGAGUGCUCGUCGGUCGCGGGCACUCUCGCGCGGCACCCUUCUCGGCGAUGUCAGCACCGAGGACGGCUACAGCUAUGCCCUCCGCAUCGCCUUUCUCAACUAUCUGCUGCAGCCGAAGAAGAAACGGAAGGAGUACGUGGCGGCGGCGCCGAAGCCGGUGUCGCGGCGGUAUUCAAGCAGCGUGGGCGACAUGAUGAAGGAGUUGAUGCCGGCCAGCUCGAGCUCGGGCUCGGGCUCAGGCCUGGGCUCAGGCUCGUCGAGCAUGAAGCUGCCGCACAGCUUCCGGGCGGCAAUGGAGAAGCGGAUGGAGGGCGUGCUGCGUGGAACGGAAAAGAUGCCGGGCUACAGCGACGCGGCCGUGAAGCGGACGUUUGGCGAGGCGUACACGGCCUUCACGGCGCUAGCGUUCCGCAAGAGCAUCGACAAAGACCGCAAGAUCGAGCCGCUGAUCCUGAUCUUCUACACAGCCAGCAGCAAGGCGCAGGGCCGCGGCAAGACAGCCGAGGAAGACGCGUGGAAGAUGAUGGUGGAUCGCCACGUGGCCCUCUUUGUACGGCUCGUCAGCAGCGUGCUACGCGACCAGGGCAGCGAUCAGAGCCGGCCGGAGCUGAUGGCGCGGCUGGCAUCGCUGGAGAAGAAGCUGCUGACCAAUGACCAGGACCUGUACAUCGACACGGGCCAGGUGGGCGAGCACAAGACGAUCGAGGUCGAGGUGCCGCUGACAUACGAGGUCAAGGACAUGCCGAUGGUGCAGACGGUGGCGCGGCUGUUUGGACGGCCGCUCGAGGACGUGCAGGUGGACAUUGACCGCGACAUGUCCGAGUGGACGGAGGAGGCGGCGCUCAAGGAUCUCAAGAACUACCAGCACCGGCUGACGAGCAACAUGCCAGGGGCGCUGCGGCGCCAGGACUUUGACGUCGACAGCUCGUUUGAGGAGUGGAAGAAGACGGAGGUGCACCAGCUGACGCAGCUGAUGCUGGACGUGCUACGGGCACGGCCGGAGCUGGCCAAGACAUCGUCGGGCCUGGCAAUGCGGCCGACUUCGGUCUACUCGGAGAGCCAGGCGUUCUCAGACCUGAGCCGGAUGCUCUCGGCGACACCGGACGGCGACACGGGCGCGUCGAUUGGCGGCAACGACCUCGGGGCCGACGGGACCUUUGGCUUCUCAGCGCUCUCGCUGGUCGACAGCAUCGGCAGCGGCAUGACCGAAGAGGACAUGCCGGACUACACGUUCAUCCCGCCGGACCCGCGGGCCUAUUACCGGCUCAUACUCAAGCAGGCGAUGACGCACGACCUGCAGCACCCCGAUGAUGCGGGCGCGAUGGUGUCCGAGGCAGUGCCACUGCUGCGGCCGUCGACAGAGCUGCUGAUAGAGCUGGCGGUGCACUGGCGGCUGCCCCAGCCGUCGCGGUCGGUGCUGCUGCUGGACGUGGCGGCGCAGAAGUACUUGGAGGACGAGCUGCCGGCCGAGGCGGUGUACGAGAUCUUUGAGGACGUCAAGCUCAAGGCGAGCGUGGACCACCUGGCACACAACAAGAAGGCGCCACACAUUCAGCUGUUUGGCAGCCCGCUGCAGGACAUGCCGCACAGCCGGUGGGCGCUGCAGGACUACACGGCGUACCAGCAGAUCCUGGGCAAGAUGUUUGAGGCGAUGCUGCGGGAGCUGCUGGAGGUGGCAGCGCAGUGCUACGAGGCGAAGCCGAAACCGAUUGGGCCGUCGCUGAUGUUUAUACGGGACCACUGCCAGGCCGACAGCGCCUUCUCGGAGCGAGCGGAGGUGGUGGAGCAGUUUGCCGAGGCACUUCGGACAGCGAUGUGGGAGCGGGCGGCAGCGGCGUACCGUGAAUUUCUGGACAAGAACAUUCCGCAGCUGGAGGACGACUGGGACUUUAGUCAUGUGGUCAACCUGGGCAAGGCAGUGGUGGGCCUGUGCGAGCGGACACGCAAGCGGUACCGCAAGAAUCCAGAGAUCAUGGGGGUCAGCCCGUUCAACGAGCUGGUGGUGACGGUAUUCCCGAGCUUCGAGCAGGACGCGCAGGCGAUCAUCGAGCGGGUUAUGGAAGUGGCCAAGGGGCGGGGCGAGGAGGUCAACGUGCAGGACGGCUUUGAUCUGUACCACGAGCUGGUGGAGAUUCGCAAGAUCCACGUGGAGUCGCUGCCGGGACGGCCGUUUGCCUUUCACAUCGAAGGCCUGCUGGAGGACUUUGUCUGGCGGUGGAUCCGGGGCGCACAGGAGCGGAUGGAGCGGAUCGUCGAGGAGGCCAUCAAGCAGGACCCGUUUCAGGUGCGGGCGCCAGCCGAGGAUGAGGUGCCGACGGACGAGCAGCGGCACAGCGUGUCGAUCAUGGACACAUUCCAGGCCUUCAAUCAGAGCGUCGACCAGAUCUACCAGCUCGAGUGGGACGACGACGUGCACCACGCCACGUUCAUGACGGCGUUAGCAAGCGCCUUUACCGGGGGCAUUGGGCGGUACUGCGAGAUUGUCGAACAGCAAUUUGUCAGCGAGAUGGACCGGCCGUCGGAGCAGGAGCUGAGCGCGGCCAACAAGACGACGCAGGAGCGGUGGAUGCAGUUUGCCAAGGACGCGCUGAGCACGAAGGAGAAGGCGGUGCCAUUUCAGUUUUACCCAGAGUCAUUUGUCAAGCUCAACAACAUCGAAUACGCCAUGCAGGCUCUGGACAAGCUGGAGAAGAUGGUCAACGUGGACGGAUGCGCCGAGGUGCUGCGACGCGAAAACGGACCGAUCAAGCCAGUGGACCGACGCAACGCCAAGUACGUGUUCACGAUCAAGAUUGUCGAGGCCGAAGACCUCAAGGCAUGCGACCCGACCGGGACGAGCGACCCGUACGUGGUGCUGGGCGACGAGUACCAAAAGCGGCUGGCCAAGACGCGAAUCGUGAUGCGCAACCUGAAUCCGCGCUGGGACGAGUCGGUGGAGAUCACGGUGUCGGGGCCGCUCAACAUCAUCGCGACGAUCUGGGACUACGACACGUUUGGCGACCACGACUUUGUGGGCCGGACAUCGCUGAAGCUGGAUCCGCUGCACUUUGGCGACUUUCUGCCGCGCGAGUUCUGGCUCGACCUCGACACCCAGGGCCGACUGCUGCUACGGGUCAGCAUGGAAGGCGAGCGCGACGACAUUCAGUUCCACUUUGCCAAGGCGUUCCGACACCUCAAGCGGACGGAGCGCGACAUGGUGCGACGGGUGACGGACAAGCUGGUAGCCCACAUCAACGAGACGCUGUCGUACGAAGCCGUCAAGGCGCUGCUGAACCGGGGGCUGGCCUCGUCGAUGGCAGCGCUGUGGCAGAAGCGGGCGAGCAAAGCGCCAGCAGUGACGGCAGCCGAGGUGGAGAACGCGCUGCAGCCGCUAUUCACGUACUUCAACGAGAACUUUGCGGUGAUGAACCAGACGCUGACACACGCGACCAUGAUGGCGGUGAUGACGCGGCUGUGGAAGGAGGUAUUGAUGGCGCUGGAGGCGCUGCUGGUGCCACCGGUGUCGGAGAAGCCGUCGACGCAGAAGCCACUGACACAGCCGGAGCUGGAUGUGGUCUACCGCUGGCUCGAGCUGCUGUUUGACUUUUUCCACGCGCGCGACGAGAACGGCGAGGUGCUGGGCGUGCCGGCUGAUAUUCUCAAGUCGGCCAAGUACCACGAGCUGGCCUCGCUCAACUUCUUCUACUUUGAGACGACCGAGAACCUGAUCCGGACAUCGGAGCGGAUGGCGGCCGCGACGGCGCAGCGGGCCCAGCAGCAGCUGCAGCAGCAGCAGCAGUUACAGCAGCAGCAAAACGCAGCGCGGCCGCUGUCGGCGCCGCCAGGAUUCCCAGGUUUUGCCGGGUCGGGAGCAGCGACACUGACGGCGAGCGCGUUUGCUAGCAUGGGCACGAUCCGACGCGGCAAGAGCAUCAUGAUGAGCCGCAAUCUCGGGACGAUGCGCAAGGCCAAGGAGGAGAAGCGACGAGAGGCGCAGGCGGACCCGUCAGACGACAUGAUCCUGCGGAUUUUGCGGAUGCGGCCGGAAGCGGCCGGCUACCUCAAGGAGCGAUACCGUCAGAAGGAGCGGAUGGCGGCACAUCAGGCGGCCGCCCUGAUUGUGCGGCAGAGCAUCAACCAGGGCUGGUCGGGGCCGGCGUUUGGGGGAGCGACGUACACUGGCACCAGCCGGGUGCCGGCUGUUGCCGGCUGCAGCCAGCCUGGCGGUGUGGACGUGGGCCAGGUGGCGCCGGCCACGGCAGCAGCUGCUGGCGACCCCACCCCCGCCCAGUUUUUCUCGCCCAAAAGCGGCCGCACACUGCCCACCAUGGCGUACACGAUCCGCAAGAUUGCGGCGCCCUACACGCUGGAGCACCGGGUGUACGUCGAGAAGGACGGCCAGCCGGUGUCGCCCUUCCACGACAUUCCGCUGUAUGCCAACCCGGAGCAGACGGUGCUCAACAUGGUCGUGGAGAUUCCGCGCUGGACCAACGCGAAGCUCGAGAUCUCCAAGGAAGAGCCCCUGAACCCGAUCAAGCAGGACAUCAAGAAGGGCAAGCUUCGCUACGUCCGCAACUGCUUCCCGCACAAGGGCUACCUCUGGAACUACGGGGCCUUCCCGCAGACGUGGGAGGACCCCAACGUGGUGCACCCCGAGACCAAGGCCAAGGGCGACAACGACCCGCUGGACGUGUGCGAGAUCGGCGAGCUCGUCGGCUACACCGGCCAGAUCAAGCAGGUCAAGGUGCUCGGCGUCAUGGCCCUGCUGGACGAGGAGGAGACCGACUGGAAGGUCAUCGUGAUCGACGUCAACGACCCGCUGGCCCCCAAGCUCAACGACAUUGAGGACGUUGAGCGCCACCUGCCGGGACUCCUGCGCGCCACCAAUGAGUGGUUCCGCAUCUACAAGAUCCCCGACGGCAAGCCCGAGAACCAGUUCGCCUUCACGGGCGAGUGCAAGAACAAGAAGUACGCCACCGAUGUCAUCCGCGAGUGCGCCGAGGCCUGGGAACGCCUCAUCACCGGCAAGACCCAGCCAGGUAGCGUGUCGACUGCCAACGUCUCUGUCGGCCACUCGCCCAGCCGCGUCUCCCUCGACCAGCUUCCACCUAUCCCGGCCAACGAGGAGCUGCCGGCUGAGAAGAUUGACGCCUCGAUAGACAAGUGGUUCUUCAUCAGCGGCGCCUCCGCAUGA
Molecule: messenger RNA, 5235 nt
Organism: Grosmannia clavigera kw1407
Lineage: Eukaryota; Fungi; Ascomycota; Sordariomycetes; Ophiostomatales; Ophiostomataceae
Product: c2 domain containing protein
Exons: 6
Coding region: 1-5235 (1744 amino acids)
Biological process (GO): phosphate-containing compound metabolic process
Cellular component (GO): cytoplasm
Molecular function (GO): inorganic diphosphate phosphatase activity; magnesium ion binding
Source: RefSeq, a predicted model, not a curated record